AUGGCUGACAAGUACCCCGAGUUGGACGUUCAGGCCGAUGACAAUGACUUCGAUGGCGACUUUUUGUCAAGAGAGAAGGAAUUGGUGGGCGACGAGUUCAAGACCGAGCAAGACGUAGACGUUUUGGCGGAAAGCGACGACGAAAUCCAAGAAUUCAAAGAGCAAUUCCCGGAGGUGGGUGAACCAGACGAACAAGUGGCAGUACCAGUUGACGACGAAGACGAUGAAGACGAAUUUGAAGGCUUCGGUUCGGCACCUCCUGUGUCCAAAGACUUGGGAGAAUCAGAGCCAUUGAAAGAAUGGAAAGAACGCCGUGAUUUGGAGAUCGACGAGAGAGAAAAGGCCAACGAAAAGAAGAAGCAAGACAUCAUCAAGUCUGCGCAGCAAAACAUCGAUGACUUCUACGACAACUAUAACUCCAAGAGAGAACAACACACUAAGGAAGUGGAGGAGGAGGAGGAGACGUUCUUGGCCAAGAGAGACGAUUUCUUGAAGAACGGAACGUUGUGGGAUAGAGUCAACGAGUUGGUUGACGGUGUCGGCGAAUUGCCAGAGGAUGGACGUGAUAAGUCCAGAUUCAAAGAGUUGUUGUCUAAGUUGAAGGGCAAGGAGAACGCUCCGGGAGCAGCCGGCUACUAG
Molecule: messenger RNA, 639 nt
Organism: Sungouiella intermedia
Lineage: Eukaryota; Fungi; Ascomycota; Pichiomycetes; Serinales; Metschnikowiaceae
Source: the annotation of a GenBank genome assembly